UAUCGACUAUCCCUUUCAAUAAUUACUGUCAUCAGCGUCAAAUCAAAUGUCACUCUAUCAAUCUUUCAAAUAAACUGUCAAGUGUUGGCAGAAAUAAUUAAAAGUUUUGUUGUUUUCAGGUUUGAUUUUUUAGACUAGUUGACUUAAGCUCGAAAUAAGCAUUAUGGAUCAUUCCUUAACAAAUUUUGAACUUACAGAAAGUACUGUUAAAGUAGAAACAAGCUCAGAUAAUGGAUCUGGCUCGGAUAAAAGUGACCCUAUGGAAAUGAUUGGUUAUGGUGAUGUGGAAUCAUCAAGUAACAAAUCCGAUGAUGAUUUUGAUAACAAUUUACCCCAAACUGUUACGUUAUUGAAGCAUGAAAAGACUGGUGCCAAAGUUUAUUUAAUCGGAACAGCUCAUUUCAGCAAAGAAUCACAGGAAGAUGUUGUAAAGGUUAUUACAAAUGUUACUCCAAAUAUUGUGAUAUUGGAACUAUGCAGCUCAAGAAUCAAUAUUCUAUCUUUGGAUGAAGAAACAGUUUUAAGAGAAGCUAAGAAUAUUGAUAUGCAAAAAAUUAUGUCUACCAUUAGAUCUAAUGGGGUCUAUAAUGGUUUGAUGUACUUGCUUUUGCUCAAUAUGAGUGCCCACUUAACCGAAGAAAUUGGAAUGGCACCUGGAGGCGAAUUCAGAGUUGCUUUCAAAGAAGCUUCAAAAAUUCCCAAUUGUGGUAUCCAUCUGGGUGAUCGCCCUAUUAAUAUCACUUUGCAAAGAGCACUUGCAAGACUUUCAUGGUUUCAAACUGUUAAACUAGCUUGGCAUCUCUUAACUUCAAAGGAACCUGUCAGCAUCGAAGAGAUUGAGAAAUGUAAAAACAGGGAUAUGCUGGAACAACUUUUAGCUGAUUUAGCUGGUGAAUAUCCAGCUUUUCGUGAAGUUUUCCUAGAUGAAAGGGAUAUUUUUUUAACUAAUUCUCUACAGGCAGCUGCUCUUUCCAAGUUGAAAUCCAGGGGAUCAGAUGGACAUGCAGAAAACCCCAACGAGCCUCUCCGCAUCGUAGGUGUGGUAGGAAUUGGUCAUGUACCUGGCAUCAUAAAACUCUGGCCACAUAGCCAAGAGAAAUUUGUCAAAUCCAUUAUUACUAUUCCUCCCCCAUCUGUUACUUCAAAAGUCAUAAAAUACUCAUUCAAAUUGUCAAUUUUGAUUUUUGGAGGUUAUCUUAUCUAUAGGUACAUACCAGUCCCCAGAUCUUUUAGAGAGAAUGUUCAUACUUUCGCUCAUAAAUUAAUGUCUGGGGUUAGAGCUGAAUCUUCGUUCAGGUUCAGUUUAAACUAAUUUUAACUAUUGGGGCUAAGGAAAUAAGUAUCAAAAUUGUGAAUAUUUGUAAAAGGGAUGUGAAUAGAAAUGUAUGCAAUGUAUCUCUAGCUAUUGACCAACAUUUGAAUAAUUGGAAAUAAAAUGAUGAGUUUUUUAAAGUUUUGAAGAGGAAAUAGGAAAAGAAGAAGCAGGCUCAAACAAAUAUAUUUCAUAUAUUUCAAUCAUUCUUUGAAUGUUUUUAAGGAAAAGUUUUUAGGAAUGUAUUCUUUAAUAGGACAUUGUCCUUGGAUUAUUUGAAAAUUUCCAAGGACAUAGAGAAUUCAGAAGUUAUAGAGACAAUUUUUUAAUCAUCAUACUUUGAAACAAAACUCAAAAAUGAUCUGCCCAUUACUAUAAGGAUAAAAGAGAGUAUCAAAUAAAUUCUUUUCUCCAUAUAACUUUUUAAAUAUUUUUUUAAUGCUAUUUAUGUAACCCGUUUUCUAAUUAUUUUUUUGACAGCAUUUUCAGUAAUUGUCUCAGGUUUUUAUUUUCGAACCAUAUGGUAUUGAAUGUUAGAAGGCAAGUUUUUGAAUUUAACAGAAAAUUGAUGAUGCUGAUGGAUUGUUUCAACCAAUAGAAAUGCGCUAACAUUCCACAUGGACCCAUAGAUGAAUCCAUUGGAUUAAUAGAAACGGUUUUAUAUGUCGUGGUGUGAUUUGAUCAAAGCAAUCACACUGCAUAAACUGCAUCGUAUGUCUUUGGAUCUACUGUAAUAUUCAGACUGAUCUAGAAAAUUCUUCAAAAUCAAAC
Molecule: messenger RNA, 2083 nt
Organism: Leptinotarsa decemlineata (Colorado potato beetle)
Lineage: Eukaryota; Metazoa; Arthropoda; Insecta; Coleoptera; Chrysomelidae
Product: traB domain-containing protein
Source: RefSeq, a predicted model, not a curated record